CAUUAACAAGUUUGUGUGCGCUCGCGCCUGUAAAGUGUCUCCAGGAGUAGACUUUUCUAAGUAUUUCGACUUUGUUGUGAAAUAAAAAACGUGGCAGCUACUGAAGAAGACGAUUAACAUGCUAAAGAAAGUAGCCAUGACAGUAUGUGUAAAGAAACCGCGGUUGGAAGCGGAAGAAGUGCGCGAAAUAUAUAUUAUUAGCUGCUGCUCGUCGUCACUCGUAUCAGUCUUUAUUGCUCUUCUGAACAACCUGGAGUUAUUGUCACUGGAACAUGAACUGAAAGACACACUGGAUUAUGUUGAAAUAAUUUCCAUGCUCAACUCCUAACCAUGCCACCUGGGCUGUUGGCUGUUAGCAUCCCCACCACAGACUGUCAGCAGGCGGAUCCAGGUGAUUACGAGAGUAUUAAUGGAGAGGAGGCCCUUAGUUGGGCACCACACCAACCAGUUCUCUGCAACCCUGAUACUACUCCUCCAAACCUCGUCCAUCUCCUCCUCAUCCAACACUGCAGCUCUUCUCCGCUAUGACUGCGCUGUGGCUCCACACUGCAUCUCUGCUGGUCUUACUGAUCAUGUCGUGCCCAGACUCCCAAGCCAUUGCCUCACAGCAUCUGUGUGGCCCUCACCUCGUUAAGGCCCUUCACCUGGUCUGUGGGGAGAGAGGUUUUCUCUACAUGCCCAGGACAGGCAACAACCCCAUGCUGCGUUUCCUACCUCCAAUGGCAGGCAGAGCAUCAUCAAUGGGUAAUGAGAAUAAAGUCACCAAGCGGGACCAAAUGGAGAUGGUGGUGAAGCGAAGCAUUGUGGAGCAGUGCUGUCACAGGUCCUGCAGCCUCUUUGACCUGGAGAACUACUGCUUCUGAACAGCCAGCUCUGGCACCACAGCACUUAGCUCUGUUUUUGUUUGCUAGCUUAGCUCCUUGGCUAAAUGUAGGCACAGUCUC
Molecule: messenger RNA, 944 nt
Organism: Monopterus albus (swamp eel)
Lineage: Eukaryota; Metazoa; Chordata; Actinopteri; Synbranchiformes; Synbranchidae
Product: insulin-like
Exons: 4
Coding region: 525-863 (112 amino acids)
Cellular component (GO): extracellular region
Molecular function (GO): hormone activity
Source: RefSeq, a predicted model, not a curated record